Molecule: messenger RNA, 1260 nt
Organism: Yarrowia lipolytica CLIB122
Lineage: Eukaryota; Fungi; Ascomycota; Dipodascomycetes; Dipodascales
Biological process (GO): protein demethylation
Molecular function (GO): protein methylesterase activity
Source: RefSeq, a predicted model, not a curated record
AUGUCGCAGCUACACCGAGGAAUGCACAAGAAACCCGGCAUGUUUCCCCCCAAAGAAGUAUUGGAGGAGGUGGACGCGGGAUCAGGCUCAGAUACAGAAACCGAGGAGACCGUGGAGUGCACUGAAGAGGAAGAGGAGCAAGAUGAAACUGACGGUCUAGGUGACUUGGGCAUGCCGCCACCCAAGAAGACGACCAAGUCGGCUGCUUCGCCGACUGUCCCGGCUCCAGCAUUAAUUCCAUCUCUCUCACAUCUCAUUGGGCUGGAAGGAAAGCAACCAUCUCGGAAAUACGCGCCAGCAGAAUGGCCUCAGUACUUUAAGCAGAAGAUUUCUGUUGCUCGCGACAAUGACACAUUCAAUGUGUUAUACACGCCACCUGACGAUUCUGAGGCACCCGUCUACGUGUUCCAUCACGGUGCGGGAUCCUGUGCAGAGUCGUUUGCACUGCUCUCUGUGCGUCUAAGAGAAAUGAUGCACGAGGAACGGUUCCAGCUUGCUGCCACUGCCAAGAUCCGAGAUGAAAAUAAGCUGCCCGGAAUGAUUGCAUUCGACGCCCGAGGACACGGAUUCACCGAGGUUGAGUCCACGGACUACUCGUUGGAAGCCUUUACCAACGACUUUGCAUUUAUCGUUGCCAACGUGGUUGCCGAGUUCGGGCUCACUAACAACCUCAUUCUGGUGGGCCAUUCGCUAGGAGGCGCUGUGGUAACAAACGCGUGCCAUUUAAAGCUCAUCCAGCACCCAGUCAUUGGUCUUGCUGUUCUGGACGUGGUCGAAGGAACUGCCAUUGAGUCGCUAGCAAGCAUGCAACAGAUUCUCAAUUCCCGCCCUAAAUCCUUUCCCACCGUCGAAAAGGGUAUCGAAUGGACUGUACAGAGUCAUACGAUCAGAAACAGAGAGUCUGCAUGUGUCUCCGUGCCCCCUACUCUCAUAAGCCAGCAUGACGGGCCAGGAAUGACAUGGAGAACCGAUCUCAUGCUCACGAAGCCCUACUGGAAGGGUUGGUUCACCGGACUGUCUGAGAAGUUCAUUUCUUGCGCACCGGCCAAACUUUUGAUUCUAGCAGGCACAGAUCGACUAGACAAAGAUCUCAUGGUCGGCCAGAUGCAAGGAAAGUACCAACUCAUUGUGUUUCAGGAAUCGGGUCAUUUCGUACAGGAAGACGCUCCAGACAAGACUGCUCUCAGUCUUAUUGACUUUUGGAAACGAAACGACAAGGUGAACAAAACCGUUCCCUUGUUUGGUGCCUUUAGAGCAUGA